Messenger RNA from Ilex paraguariensis (yerba mate), 1346 nucleotides. The record is from the annotation of a GenBank genome assembly. Lineage: Eukaryota; Viridiplantae; Streptophyta; Magnoliopsida; Aquifoliales; Aquifoliaceae.
AAAAAAGCCACUUUCUCUCAAACCCCUUCACAUCAUGACAUUAUAAAUAUCUGUAAAUAAAUAUUUAAUGUGUGUGUAUAUAACAAGAAGGUUCUUCCAAGUUCAAAGUAUCCAAACUAUUUCUUCACGGCAUCCACACGAAGAGAAAGAGAGGGAAACAGAAGGUCGAAAGAAGCAUGGAAAUAGAGAAGAAAAGUAGCAUAGUUAAUAGUAAAGAUGAUGAUGAGGAUGAUGUUCCACUUCCAGGGUUUCGGUUUCAUCCUACUGAUGAAGAACUUGUAGGAUUUUAUCUUCGCCGGAAGGUUGAGAAGAGACCAAUCAGUAUCGAACUGAUCAAACAGAUUGAUAUCUACAAGUACGACCCAUGGGAUCUUCCAAAAGCUAGCAACGUGGGAGACAAAGAGUGGUAUUUCUUUUGCAAAAGAGGGAGAAAGUAUAGGAAUAGCAUAAGACCCAAUAGAGUCACAGGCUCUGGAUUCUGGAAAGCAACUGGUAUUGAUCGACCCAUAUACUCCGCUGGCGGAGAAGGCCUGCACUGUAUUGGACUCAAGAAGUCAUUGGUGUACUACCGUGGAAGUGCCGGAAAAGGCACCAAGACUGAUUGGAUGAUGCAUGAGUUUCGCCUUCCGGCUGAAAAUGACAAAACCAUCAAACACCUUGAUCCUAAGACCAUGACUCAAGAAGCUGAAGUCUGGACACUGUGUCGAAUUUUCAAGAGAAAUGUGACAUAUAGAAAGUGCCCACCAGAUUGGAGAGAGUUAUCGACUAAAAGUAAUCCAGUUGAUGCAAGCUCCAAAACAUCCAGUGUAGAAUCUGACGGACGGCAAGGUUACAUUAGUUUCAGUGCCCCGGUAGUACGACAGAGUGAGAGGAAACCCAUUGUUAAUCAUCAGUUUGAUGUUACUAAUCAAUUGCUUGUAGGAGAGUUGAGCUCGAUAUCUCAAGUUCCAUCAAGUACUGUGUCGUACUCGAGCUUUUAUAACCAGGGCGAAUUUUCAAGGCAUGGGGACUGGGAUGAGCUCAGAUCGAUUGUAGAGCUCGCUGCUGAUCCAUACUUGGUGUAAAAUUUUGUCUAGUACUAUAUACACUAAUGAUAGCAUAAAUUGAGAUCAUGUAUUGUAGACUGUGAUUGUAUUAAACAGUACUAUGAUCUCUCUGUGUGUGUCUCUCUCUCCAGGUUGAACCUAACAAUUACUGAUAUCUAUAGUGGCAUCAACAUACUAUAUGUUUUCUUUCAUCUGUUUGUGUUUUGUUUUGCUGUUUAUUGUAGGCAUGCCUAGUCUAUGGGUAUUGUUUUGUGUACUCUUAGGAGAAUGUUCUGCUUGUUAUUGUAUAAAAUCUUUAUU